This is a messenger RNA of Microtus oregoni (creeping vole), 2583 nucleotides long. It is a transcript of the gene Amdhd2, whose product is annotated as amidohydrolase domain containing 2. Gene Ontology annotation, biological process: N-acetylglucosamine catabolic process. Bases 89 to 1318 code for a protein of 409 amino acids. The record is from RefSeq and is a predicted model, not a curated record. Gene Ontology annotation, molecular function: N-acetylglucosamine-6-phosphate deacetylase activity. The transcript is spliced from 11 exons. NCBI's taxonomy places the organism in Eukaryota, Metazoa, Chordata, Mammalia, Rodentia, Cricetidae.
UGGUGUGGCCUGCGCCUGCUUCCUAUUACGGGUGCUCCGGGCACUGCCGGUUUGCGCCCAAAGCUUGCUGAGGUCGGCGCGACUCACGAUGCGUAGCGGGCAGCCUGCGGCGGGGGCCCCGGUGCGCCAGUUCACCAACUGCCGCAUCCUGCGCGGCGGCACGCUGCUCAGGGAGGAUCUGUGGGUGCGCGGGGGCCGCAUCCUGGACCCAGAGAAGCUGUUUUUUGAGGAGAGGCGCGUGGCUGAUGAGCAGCUGGACUGCGGAGGCCGCAUCCUGGCGCCCGGCUUUAUCGAUGUGCAGAUGAACGGUGGAUUUGGUGUUGACUUCUCCAAAACCACGGAGGAUGUGGGUUCUGGGGUCGCCCUAGUGGCCCGGAGGAUCCUGUCCCAUGGUGUCACCUCCUUCUGUCCCACCCUGGUCACUUCCCCACCAGAGAUUUAUCACAAGGUCCUUCCUCAGAUUCCUGUGAAGAGUGGAGGUCCCCAUGGGGCAGGGGUCCUCGGGGUGCACUUGGAGGGCCCAUUCAUCAGCCGAGAGAAGCGGGGUGCACACCCUGAGGCCUACCUCCGCUCCUUUGAAGACAAUGCUUUUCAUGAUGUGCUGGCCACAUAUGGGUCCCUGGACAAUGUCCGCAUUGUGACACUUGCCCCUGAGUUAGAGCGGAGCCAUGAAGUGAUCCAGGCAUUGACAACCCAAGGCAUCCGUGUGUCUCUAGGGCAUUCAGUGGCUGACCUGGGGGCUGCGGAAGUAGCAGUGCAGAGUGGAGCCACCUUUAUCACCCACCUUUUCAAUGCCAUGUUGCCCUUCCACCACCGUGACCCAGGCAUAGUAGGACUUCUCACCAGUGACAAGCUUCCCCCAGGCCACUGCAUCUUCUAUGGGAUGAUUGCUGAUGGCAUACACACUAACCCCGCAGCUCUGCGCAUUGCUCAUCGGGCCCAUCCCCAGGGACUGGUGCUGGUCACGGAUGCUGUCCCUGCCCUGGGCUUGGGCAAUGGCCGCCAUACGCUGGGACAGCAGGAGGUGGAGGUAGAUGGACUCAUAGCCUACAUUGCAGGCACCAAGACUCUGUGCGGCAGCAUAGCCCCCAUGGAUGUGUGCAUCCGGCAUUUCUUGCAGGCCACAGGCUGUAGUGUGGAGUCGGCUCUGGAAGCUGCGUCCCUCCACCCUGCCCAGCUGCUAGGGCUGGAGAAGACCAAGGGGAGCCUGGACUUCGGUGCUGAUGCAGACUUUGUGGUGCUCGACGACACCCUCCAUGUCCAAGCCACGUACAUCUCGGGUGAACUGGUGUGGCAGGCAGAGGAAGCUGGGCUGUGACUGAGGAUCUUGACUGGAGAGGACACUUGGCUCCAGCUGGACACUGACAGGCCAGGCAGUCCAGGGAGCUGGUCUCCAGGGAGCAAGCUGGGAGCCUUGCCCCAGGUCUCACACACAACCUCAUCACUCCACUGAAGGGGAGGAGUAGGAGGCGUAAAUACAGACAACAGGACUUGCCUUAUUGGAGUUGUUUUCUGAGUUGUUUAUAUUCUGCAGAGCUGCUGGUGUUCACUGUUACCCUGGGGCCUUAUGGGACCAGGAAGGGUUGGAUAUACCAUACAGGACCUCCUCUGUAGGCCAGAUCUGUUUUGAGGCCUGCAGACCCCCAGGAAGAUGUUUGGGUGGGAAGUAAGUGGGAUGAGCUUGGAGGGAAGCCACUGGGAGAGGCUGGAGACAGUAAUCGUGGAUGGCUGACCCUGAGCUAGAUGGGCAAAAUGGAAGCCGUAGCUCCAGACUCUCUGUGGCAAUAUUCAGGAGAGUGUCCAUAUGCUGGCCUCAGGACCUGGGGUUACUUAGCAAUGAAUGCAGGAAUAGGUGCCUUAAGGGCCUCCAGUUUGAGCCUAGGACUCCUCCCACUGCUCCCUAACCUGCCAGACCUGCCUAGCACCUUCUUGGAUAAUCAAAAGUUCCAUUCCCUGUGGUGUCUUCUUUCAAAGACCCCAAGGGCUGAGAAAUCCCCCUUAUUCCCAUGAUUGGUGGCUGUGGUAUGCCCUGCCUGCUCUGCUAGUACCUGUGCAGGGUAUCUGGACCCUAGACUGCCUUCCUCUCACGUGGGAAAUGUGGUGCCGCAGGCUCCCUGGAAACAUCAUUGCACGGCCUUUGGGAAUUCCUCUGACUUUAAGGAUGGCUGUGAUUGAUGUAGGCAGAUGUGCCUGAGGUUGGAGGUCAGGUCUUGGAAUGCCUCCACUUUGCAUUUGUUUCCUGGAGUUGUUGCCCCCACCCUGUCAUUUAUAUACUUGGUAUAUAAAGGUAUAUAAAGUAUUUCUUUAUAAGCCACCUUUUUAUACCAGGUCAAAGUUUGAGAAAUAUUUAAAGAAAGAGAGAAAAAAGUAGGCAAACAAAAUAAAUCACUUUUAAUAGCUACUGAGCAGGGCCACACCCCACUUGUCGCUUGGGACACUGUCAACACAAGAAAGCCAUCUUGAGGGAUCCCAGACUCAGUGGGGAGAAUAUAAUCUGCCCCAUUGCCACACCCCUCCACGUGAGCGUGAGUCACGUGGGGCCAGUCCCUCAGGACUCACCAGCCUAUGGAAACCUCCUCUGCU